Molecule: messenger RNA, 3325 nt
Organism: Zonotrichia leucophrys gambelii
Lineage: Eukaryota; Metazoa; Chordata; Aves; Passeriformes; Passerellidae
Gene: ABHD8
Product: abhydrolase domain containing 8
Exons: 5
Coding region: 548-1780 (410 amino acids)
Molecular function (GO): catalytic activity
Source: RefSeq, a predicted model, not a curated record
AAUCAGCCGCAGUCCCUGUCGCUGUCCCCAUCCCUGUCUCCCCUGUCGCUGUCCCUGUCCCCAUCCCAGUCGCUGUCCCCAUCCCUGUCCCCUCUGUCGCUGUCGCUGUCCCUGUCCCCUCUGUCGCUGUCCAUCAGCCGCGGUCCCGCCCCUCCGGAGCUCUUCGGGCUUUGCCUUUUCCAUGGCGACCGCUCCAAGGACGAGCCCGGAGCGCCCCCGGAGCGGGCACGGGCAGCACUCGGGGCCGUUUGGGCAAUUUGGGGCGUUUUGGGGAAUUUUCGGGGGGGGCUGAAGGAAUUCACUCCCUCCCGCCCCCCCAAAAACGCCGGAAAAAAAAAAAAAUCGGGAUUUUCACCGCCCUGCUCCGCCUCCCCACCGGGAAUUCUGCAGAAUUCCAGGAUUUGCACUGGGAACUCGGCGCAAUUCCAAGAUUUGCACAGCGAAUUUUGCCAAAUUCCAGGAUUUGCAGCGGGAAUCCUGCGCAAUUCCAGGAUUUUUCCCUCCUCCCGCAUCCCCGGAGCCCCUGGGCCAUCGAUGAGGCAUCACCAUGCUGACCAGCAUCACCGACGGCUUCCUCUGCUGCCUGCUGGGCAAGACCCCCAACGCCGUGGGGCCCCUGGACAGCGUUGAGUCCAGCGACGGCUUCACCUUCCUGGAGGUGAAGCCCGGCCGGAUCCUGCGCAUCCACCACAGCGCUCCCGAGCGCCCGGGGCCCCCGGAAUGCCCGGGCUCGUCCCCCGAGCGCGGCGCCGUGCGCUGCCAGCGCCGCAUCACGCUCUACCGCAACGGGCAGCUGCUGAUCGAGAACCUGAGCGAGGCCUCGCGCCCCGAGAGCGCCCGCAGCCCGCGGCGGUGCCCGCCGUGCCCGGUGCCCGAGGCCAACGGUGAGCCGGGAGCGCCGGAGCCCGCCGGGGCCGCCGCCAAGCGCCGCAAGCGCAAGCCCAAGAGGGUGGUGACGGUGGACUGCAAGAAGCGCAUCACCAGCUGCAAGGGCACGCACGGGGACGUGGUGCUGUUCUUCAUCCACGGCGUCGGAGGCUCUUUGGACAUCUGGAAGGAGCAGCUGGAGUUCUUCUCCAAGCUGGGCUACGAGGUGGUGGCGCCGGACUUGGCGGGGCACGGCUGCAGCUCAGCACCGCCCGUGGCCGCCGCCUACACCUUCUACGCGCUGGCCGAGGACAUGAGGGCCGUGUUCAAGCGCUACGCCAAGAAAAGGAACAUCCUCAUCGGGCACUCCUAUGGGGUGUCCUUCUGCACGUUCCUGGCUCACGAGUACCCCGAGCUGGUGCACAAAGUGAUCAUGAUCAACGGGGGCGGCCCCACGGCGCUGGAGCCCAGCCUGUGCUCCAUCUUCAACCUGCCCCCAUGUGUGCUGCACUGCCUGUCCCCCUGCCUGGCCUGGAGCUUCCUCAAGGCCGGCUUUGCCCGCCAAGGUGCCAAGGAGAAGCAGCUGCUGAAGGAGGGCAACGCCUUCAACGUCUCGUCCUUCGUGCUGAGGGCCACCAUGAGCGGGCAGUACUGGCCCGAGGGCGACGAGCUGUACCACGCCGAGCUGGCCGUGCCCGUGCUGCUGGUGCACGGCAUGCACGACAAGUUCGUGCCCAUCGAGGAGGACCAGAGGAUGGCAGAGAUCCUGCUGAUCGCCUUCCUGAAGGUGAUCGACGAGGGCAGCCACAUGGUGAUGCUGGAGUGCCCCGACACGGUGAACACGCUGCUGCACGAGUUCGUCCUCUGGGAGCCCGACACGCCCGCGGCCCGCGGCGACGGCGACACCAAAUGAGGGCCAGCGACACGCGGGGACAGCGGGCUGGCUGCUCCCGCGGCAGCGGCGGAGCGCGGAGCGGGCUCGGCCCAGCCGCCAGCCCGGGUUGUGCCCGGGGCCGAGCGAGGAGGAGCCCCGGGCUGCGAUGGCGGCGCCGGGAGAGGAGCGCGGCGAGUGCCCAGGGCAGGGGACAGCGGGGACACGGCUCGGCCGGUCCCCAGCCCCGACAGGACAGCGGGGACACGGCUCGGCCGGUCCCCAAACCCAAAUAUGUCACAGUCGGUCCCCAAACCUCGGGGACACGGCACAGCCGGUCCCCAACCCCGACAGGACUGUGGGGACACGGCUCGGCCGGUCCCCAACCCCGGACAUGCCACACCUGGACACGCCACACCUGAUCCCUGGACCCUGGACAUGUCACACCGAGUCCCCAAACCCUGGGGACAGCAGGGACACGGCACCGCUGGUCCCCAACUCUGGACACGCCACCCCCGGCACUGGAGCGGCUCCGUCCCGGGUUUUUUUUGUUGCCGUCGUUGUCAUUCCCUCACACAGCGACACCGGGAGGACGUGGAGGGUCCCGAGGACACCGGGAGGACACGGAAGGACCCGGGGACGCCGGGAGGACACGGAGGGUCCCCGCAGGGAUUUUUGGGGCGGUUUUCAGGAGAAUCCAGAGGUUCCCCACUUCGGGAUUUGCCUGGAUUUUGGGGGUUCCUUGUGGGGUUCGACGGCUCCUGCUGGCAUGAGGAGGAGGAUGAUGAGGAUGAAGAUUCCCGGAGUGUCCCCAGUGCCACCCCGGCCACGUCCCCGCUGCCAGCAGCGCUUUUAGGGCAGAGCCCCUCGGGGCCACUCUCGGGCCUUUCCCGCGGCUCCGUCCCCGGGAUCCGCCCCUGGAGCAGCGGGGAACAGCGGGACCCCAUUCCCCGAGAUUCCCGGUGAUGAUUCCCGGGAUUCCUGAUAAUUCCCGGGAUCCAGGACCACCCGAUCCCAUCCGACCCCACCCGAUCCCCGCCGAUCCCGCCCCUCCUGUACAAACCCCCCCCAUUCCCGGGAGCCACCCGAGGAUGUCCCCGGUGCCACCCGCAGUGCCAGGAGCUGCCACUUCUCACCACCCCCCCUCCAAAAUUCCCGACAUUUAAACCAAAGAAGGCGCCGACCCCACGGACACCUCGCCCCUGUCCCUUGUCCACAGCCUGUCCCCGGCCCCACACGGGGCUGGCACCGCACCGAGCGGCUCAGGGGACCCCGCGAUGUCCCCGCUGAUGUCCCCAGGGUGUCCCCCUUGUGCCAGCCCCGCCCGCUGCUGUCUCAUAAUGAGAAUUUUACCCCAAAACCGCCAGCAACGCCCCCCAAAUGCCACGCACCGGUUGUGGGGUCACAGCUCUGUCCCCUCCCUCCGGGAGCCACAUUCCUGUCGCGCUGCCACCCCCGCUGCCACCGCCGCGUCCGUGCCAGGACCCAGUAAAGCCGUGCUAAAUGCCAGCCGUGCCAGGACCCGUGUAAAGCUGUGCUGAAUGCCAGCCCAUGCCAUGGCACCCAGUAAAGCCGUGCUAAAUGCCA